Molecule: messenger RNA, 984 nt
Organism: Closterium sp. NIES-65
Lineage: Eukaryota; Viridiplantae; Streptophyta; Zygnematophyceae; Desmidiales; Closteriaceae
Source: the annotation of a GenBank genome assembly
AUGUCGCUAGGGUUUGCGCGCGACAGCGCGGCGGAGGUGCGACUAGACGCCGCCUUGCAGCGACUCCGCGCGCUCGACUCGAGCGUGCGGCCGUCGUCGAUUGUCGCCGUCGGGGAUGCCCUCCCGAUCGGCGCCGAUGCAUCCUUCCUCAGGGGGCACGGCACGAGGGAGGGAGAGGAGGGGCAGGUGUGUGCCACGGUGUGCGGCGUGGUGAAGCGCAUCAACCGCCUGCUCUCCGUGCAGCCGCUCAAGACGUGGUACGUGGCACAAACAGGAGACGUGGUGGUGGGGCGGGUGACAGAGCUCGCCCCCAAGAGGUGGAAGCUGGCUGUGGGGUCGGCGCAUGAAGCACAGCUCAUGCUCUCCGCUAUCAACCUGCCGGGAGGAGCCCAGAGGCGGCGCACAGCAGUGGAUGAACUGAACAUGAGGAACAUCUAUGUGGAGGGGGACCUUGUCACGGCAGAGGUCCAGAGUGUGUUUCAUGAUGGCUCGGUGGUGUUGCACACUCGCAGCGAUAAAUAUGGCAAGUUGUCAGGGGGUCUACUUGUGCACGUCCCCCCAUACCUCGUACGCCGCCUCAAGCAACAUUUCCACAUGCUCUCGCCCUCUGGCCCGCUCCUUGUCUUUGGCUGCAAUGGCUGGCUCUGGGUGGGCCAACCGCCUCCCCCCACCUCUUCAUCCGGCCCAUCUGGAACCCAGGGUGAAGGGGCUAGCGGGGGUGUUGGUGGCGGUGCUGGUGGAAAAGGUGCGGCUGAAACGGCUGUGGGUGUGGAGGAGCGGGAGAGGAUUUGUCGAGUGGCGGCGGCGAUUCGGGCGCUAGAGAGGGGAGGUUUGGCGGUGGAUCCGCCGGCGCUGGCGAGAGUGGUGGAGUGGAGCGUGGCGAUGGGCGUGUCGGUGGCGGAGAUGGGUGAUGAGGAUUUUGUCGCGACUGUUGUGGAAAAGGAGGUGGAGAAGAGGGAGGCUGAUGCGGCGGAGGGGAGCUGA